Messenger RNA from Coturnix japonica (Japanese quail), 1811 nucleotides. It is a transcript of the gene CTLA4, whose product is annotated as cytotoxic T-lymphocyte associated protein 4. Gene Ontology annotation, cellular component: membrane; external side of plasma membrane. NCBI's taxonomy places the organism in Eukaryota, Metazoa, Chordata, Aves, Galliformes, Phasianidae. Gene Ontology annotation, biological process: regulation of T cell proliferation; negative regulation of regulatory T cell differentiation; immune response. The record is from RefSeq and is a predicted model, not a curated record.
AGGCACAGCAUCUGGGAUCACAGCUAUAUAAAUACACACUGACUCUGUGUGGGUUCAAACAUUUUGAAGAUUCAGUAUCCUGAAAGGCGUUACCUUUUUUCCAGUCCUGAGAGUUCCAGUUUGUCUUAAAGUCUGAAGGCAUCAGAUACUUUCAGAUCCUUCAACAUCUGUUCCAGUGCAGGAAUGCUCUCAGCAUGGGUCACCGUGAGCUUUCUCUGUGCAGCCACUGCCACUGCCAAAGUAAUGGAAGUGACUCAGCCAGCAAUAGUACUGGCCAACAGGCAAGGAGUUGCCAGCUUGGUGUGUAACUACAAGCACAUUGGGAAUGCAAAGGAAAUUAGAGUGACUUUGCUCAAACAGACAGGUGAUAAGUUCACUGAAAUCUGUGCUUCAACCUACACAACGGAAUUUAAAAUGUUCAGUGUGGAAGAUGUUAUUCAGUGCCAUGUCAGCCCAAGCAGAAACAACGUGACCCUUACUCUCACAGGCCUGCAAGCUAAUGAUACUGGUCUUUAUGUCUGCAAGAUGGAGCGGAUGUACCCUCCACCGUACUUCAUGAACAAGGGAAAUGGGACUCAACUCUAUGUCAUUGAUCCAGAACCUUGUCCAGACACUGCCAUGUAUCUCUGGGUAUUAGGAUCUACUGCUUCAGGAUUCUUUCUUUACAGCAUCAUCAUCUCAGCUGUUGUCGUGGGCAAAGUGAUCCAGAGAAGAAGACGUCUCACUACUGGGGUCUAUGUGAAAAUGCCUUCUGAAAAGCUAGAGAAAAAGGUGAUUCCAUUUCACAUCACUGUUAACUGAAACAAGGAGAUGGAGAGACUGUUUCCCAGCUGGAAUGGAGAAUCUGCUAAUUGACUUAAGUCAAAGUAAUAAAAUGUAUUGUCUUAUUAUCUGUUUAAGAGCCGUUUGGAUGUGGUGCACAGGGAUAUGAUUUGGCGGAGGGUUUUUAGAGUUAGGGUACUGGUUAGGCUGUGGUUGGACUUGAUGAUCUUCAAGGUCUUUUCCAACCUGGGUAAUUCUAUGAUUCUAUUACAAAGGUAUACCGUAAAGAGAGAAAAUAUUCUUUGUAACUUCUAUAGUUUGGAGGAGAAUAAAUAGUUUAUGCAUUAAUAUUUCACGGUUAACCCUGUCACAUAUAAAUGGCUAUGUUAGGCCAUUGAUUUCUUGAGUUGUAUUGUACCAAUAUGUAGUCUCUCAAUAUACAUAUAUAUGUAUAGCAUUAAGAGAUAUUGCUGUUGCAGCUGAACAUCUUAUUGUCACACUGUGCCAUGUCUACCGUUUGACUGAAAUCCAAACACUAUUACCACAGAGGCUUUUGUAUCAUUGCAAAGUUAAUCCUACAGGUCUAAGGGGAAGAGGCAGAAGGGCACACUAAUGCACAAACGAAUUUUGUCUUGUUUCUAUGUAGUGCUAUUUAUUGGUUCAAUUUCUUGCAUAAGUGCUCUGUGCUUCCAUGAAGGCAUCACUGUAGGCUGGCACUGAUGAUACUGCUGCUCUAAAAGCCUGAUGUCAGCCUUUCUCUGGCACUAUGUCUCAGCAGUGCUGUACUGGAAUUAACAUCGACGAUAUCUGAGGCAGUGCUGACAGCACAGCUGGAGAGAAAGGCUGCCCAGCAGGAGACCUCUGGGGCUGUUGCUGGAAGGAUGUUCCAGCUCUGCUGGAGCCUUGAGUUUUACAAAUGCUAAAUUAGCAUCUAUCCAAGAGGCAGAAAUAUGUCAUGUGUUUAAUUGAAUCUAUUUUCCAUGAAAAUACAGACAGUGUAUAAUCUUGUUUAUUAGUUACGUAUCAUUCAAUAAAAAUCUUGAAGCUUU